AUGGCCACACGGACGCCCGUGUACUUCGUUUCUCACGGGGGCCCGGACACAAUGUUCGACACCAAGCACCCCGUCUACGCACAGCUGCAGCGUCUCGGCCGCGAGAUCACGCAACAGGUGAAGCCGUCGGCCAUCGUGGUCUUCUCCGCGCACUGGCAGGCCGAUCGGCCCAACACGAUCGAGGUCAACGUCGCGGAGGACGAGCCAUUGAUCUACGACUUCUACGGGUUUCCUCGCAGCUACUACAUGGAGAAGUUCCCCAACAAGGGCUCAGCCAAGGUUGCGCAACGGGUCAUUGACGUACUCGAGGAGCAUGAGAUCAAGACGGAGAAGGCGGAGAGGGGGCUGGACCACGGCGUCUUCGUGCCCUUCAAGGUCAUGUUCAAUCCCGAAACGAAUCCCGUGAACGUGCCCAUCGUGCAGGCCAGUCUCUUUGACGACCACACCGACGCAGCCGCGCACAUCAAGCUCGGGCGCGCAGUCCAGAAACUGCGAGAGGAGAACAUCCUCAUCAUAUGCUCGGGCAUGAGCGUGCACAACCUGCGACAUCUGAUGAUGUUGGGCAGGGGUUCGGAUAGGACGAUGCCCUAUGCGGUGACGUUCGACGAAGCUUUGAAGGUCGCAGCGGAAACAAAACCAGGGGAGCAGCGGGACGAGAACAUGAUUGAGUUGUUGGAAAGGGAUGAUGCGAGACAGGCGCAUCCGACCUUUGAGCAUCUCUUGCCUGUCCACAUUGCCGCGGGUGCGGCGGGAACGGACCAGGGGAAGCAACUGUGGACAAUGCAGGAAGCGAGCAUGGGCUGGGCGCAAUACAGAUUUGGAGAGGUGGGAGCUUGA
Messenger RNA from Cladophialophora psammophila CBS 110553, 837 nucleotides. RefSeq lists its product as uncharacterized. The coding region runs from base 1 to 837 and encodes 278 amino acids. NCBI's taxonomy places the organism in Eukaryota, Fungi, Ascomycota, Eurotiomycetes, Chaetothyriales, Herpotrichiellaceae. The record is from RefSeq and is a predicted model, not a curated record. Gene Ontology annotation, molecular function: zinc ion binding; ferrous iron binding; oxidoreductase activity, acting on single donors with incorporation of molecular oxygen. The transcript is spliced from 2 exons.